UUUUCUUUCAUUGAGUCCCUAGUCUCCAACAGCCCAGGUCAAUGCGUUUAAAUGUCAUCUACAAUAAAAAGUCUUUAUUAAAAUCUAUGGUAAUUAUGUACCUUCAUAAUUAUCAUACAUGUUAAAGACUUGACGAGCUGUAAUUGAUUUGUGUCAAACAAUCCACUCGACAAUGAAAAUUCCUCUCUUUACUUUGUUUUUCUUCAUGCCCCUUCUAACGAUGCUCUCCAGCAUGAACAUAGGUCUGGUUUCUGGCAGAUGCCAGAGCGAUCAGCAAUCUUUGUUGCUCCAAUUAAAGAACACUCUCGUAUUCUAUGAAUCUAUGUCCACCAAACUGGUGACAUGGAAUCCCAGCACGGAUUGCUGCGAGUGGAGAGGUAUAAGCUGCGAUAUUGGUGGGCUAGAUCGUGUUAUAGGCCUCGACUUGAGCAAUGAAUCAAUCACUGGUGGACUUGACGAUUCAAGCGGGCUUUUCAGUCUUCAAUUUCUUCAGAGUCUAAACUUGUCCUUCAACAGCUUCAGCACAGCUCUGCCAGUCGGGUUUGCCAACCUCACGGAUUUGAUUUCACUGAAUUUGUUCAGUGCUGGCUUUACAGGCCAGAUUCCAAAUGGUUUCUCAAAGCUGACAAGGUUGGUCAGUCUUGAUUUGUCUGCCCUUUCCUUCCCUGGAAGUCGUGCACUGAAACUCGAGAAGCCUAAUUUUGCAACAUUGGUUCAAAAUCUCACACACCUAACAGAGCUCCUUCUUGAUGGUGUUAAUAUAUCAGCACACGGAAAUGACUGGUGCAAGGCCUUAUCUUCACUGCCAAAUCUAAAAGUGCUGAGCAUGUGCAGCUGCUAUCUUUCGGGUCCUCUUGAUGCUUCCCUUGCAAAGCUUCAGUCUCUUUCAAUAAUUCGUUUGAGCGGUAAUAAUUUGUCUGCUCCAGUUCCAGAAUUCCUUGCAAAUUACUCGAAAUUGACUGCCUUGCAGCUUAGCUCUUGCCAGUUGAACGGAAUAUUUCCACAAGCUAUAUUCCAGGUACCAACACUAGAGAUCCUUGACUUGUCAUCCAACGAAUUCCUUCAGGGUUCUUUUCCGGAGUUCCAUCAGAAUCUCUCUCUUCGGACCCUCCUGCUCAGUAGCACAAAUUUUUCGGGAACAUUACCACAGUCCAUUGGUGAACUCGAGAAAUUAUCCAGAAUAGAGCUAGGGGCAGCGGGUAACAAUUUCACUGGACCAAUUCCAAAUUCAAUGGCUAAUCUCACCCAGCUGUUUUAUCUGGACUUGUCAUCCAACAUGUUCACAGGCACACUCCCAUCAUUCCGCAAGUCCAAGAAUCUCACCUAUGUAGAUUUCUCUCACAAUCAACUAACAGGUGAGAUUCCAUCCAGUCACUGGGAAGGCCUUCGAAGCCUCACCCAUGUUGAUUUAGGGUACAAUGCAUUCAACGGGAGCAUCCCCUCAUCUUUGUUUGCAAUCCCGCCGCUGCAGAAGAUACAGCUUUCCAACAACCGAUUUGGGGGACAGAUUCCUGAGUUUCCAAACGUGUCUUCCUCUCUUUUGGUUAUCCUGGAUUUGAGCUGCAACAAAUUAGAAGGUCCUAUUCCCAGUUCUGUUUUUGGUCUUGCUAAACUCAUUGUCCUUGAACUUUCAUCCAAUAAGCUCAAUGGCACGGUGGAAUUACAUUGGAUUCAGAAACUUCCCAGUCUCACCACACUUGCCCUGUCAUACAACAACUUGACAGUGAAUGCAAGUGGUAGCAAUUCCACCGUGCCUUCCCUUCCACAAAUCAAAAAACUAAGAUUGGCUUCUUGCGACCUCGGAAUGUUUCCGGAUCUAAGGAAACAAUCACAACUCUUCCAUUUAGACCUUUCAGACAACCAAAUUACUGGGCCGGUACCUGGUUGGAUUUCAGAACUUAGUCUUCUUCAAUAUCUGAAUCUUUCACGCAAUCUCCUGGUUGAUCUAGAAAGACCUUUGUCUCUUCCUGGUCUUAGCAUCUUAGACCUGCAUCAUAACCAGCUCCAAGGGAGCAUUCCAUUUCCUCCAUCAUUUAUUAUCUAUGUGGAUUACUCCAGCAAUAAUUUUUCUUCCUUCAUCCCCCCUAACAUCAGUAAUUACUUCAACUUUACCCUUUUCUUCUCCCUUUCAAAUAAUCGCCUUACCGGAGCAAUACCGCAAUCAAUAUGCAAUACCGAAUGGCUACAAGUUCUUGACUUGUCUAACAACAGUUUGAGCGGAGCAAUACCAUCCUGUUUAAUUGAGAGGAUUAAGACUCUUCGUGUUCUAAAUUUAAGGAGAAACAACUUCGAUGGCUUUAUUCCUGAUAAAUUUCAAAGAAGCUGUGAAUUGAAGACUCUGGAUCUGAGUGGAAACAACUUUCAAGGGCAGGUUCCAAAAUCUCUGACCAAUUGCGCUAUGUUAGAGGUUUUAGACCUUGGGAACAAUCAAAUCAAUGACAGGUUCCCGUGUCUUCUUAAGAGCAUAUCGAGUUUUCGUGUCCUUGUUCUGCGAAACAACACGUUCUCCGGGCUUAUUGGAUGUGCACACAUCAAAGGCACUUGGCCAAGGCUUCAGAUCGUCGACCUAGCUUUCAACCAUUUCAGAGGAAAUCUACCUUAUAUUUUCUUGAAAACGUGGGAAGGAAUGAUGGAAGGUGGAAACAGAAACCUUGAGCACAUAAAAUAUGAUCUCCUGACGAUGACGGAUGGACUGUAUUAUCAAGAUUCAAUAACGGUCACCAUGAAGGGUCUUGAGUUGGAGCUGGUGAAGAUAUUAACCGUAUUUAUUUCCAUUGACUUGUCGAGCAACAAUUUUGAAGGUGAAAUACCAGAAUCCAUAGGACAAUUAACUGGACUCCAUGUUCUCAACUUGUCUCACAAUGAUCUCACAGGCCAAAUUCCAUCAUCUGUCGGAAACUUGUCGCAGAUGGAGUCCUUGGAUCUCUCAUUCAACCAUCUCUCCGGAGUAAUUCCUCAGCAGCUUGCAAGCCUGUCAUUCCUUUCUGUCCUGAAUCUCUCAUAUAACAGGCUAGUGGGAAGGAUCCCAACAGGCGCUCAAAUCCAGACGUUCUCACCCGAUUCCUUUGAAGGUAACCAAGUAUUAUGCGGGCCUUCAUUUAUUUUAGCAUACUCAAAUCCAUUAAUUUCAACAUGCUCCAAUACCAAUGGAUCAAAUUAUGAUGGAGAGCAUGGUACUACAUACAUGUAA
Molecule: messenger RNA, 3190 nt
Organism: Populus euphratica (Euphrates poplar)
Lineage: Eukaryota; Viridiplantae; Streptophyta; Magnoliopsida; Malpighiales; Salicaceae
Product: receptor-like protein 12
Exons: 3
Coding region: 173-3190 (1005 amino acids)
Molecular function (GO): protein binding
Source: RefSeq, a predicted model, not a curated record